Filobasidium floriforme is the source of this 1943-nucleotide messenger RNA. RefSeq lists its product as uncharacterized. Lineage: Eukaryota; Fungi; Basidiomycota; Tremellomycetes; Filobasidiales; Filobasidiaceae. The transcript is spliced from 2 exons. Bases 203 to 1714 code for a protein of 503 amino acids. The record is from RefSeq and is a predicted model, not a curated record.
CCACCUGCCAAUCUUCCCUUGAUUUCAAGGUCGUUUGGUCUGGCAGACAAGCUCUUCGAGUCGAACAAAGACGCUGCACUUCUAUCUCAAUUCUUCCCUCAAUCCUACUCUCCAUCACCUCAAUCUGACCGACAAACGAAAAGGCAACGAUAGAAAGAGAGACCUUUUGCAUCUAUACAUCCCCGGCUUGGCCAUCCCGACCAUGUCUACCGCCUCUCCAUCUGCCUCGAACGGAACCUCUUCCUUUCAUUCUCGACCGCAUUCUCCUGCCUAUCAUCAUUCUCGCCAGAACAACACUCCUCAUCAGCAUCGUCACCAGCACCACCAAAAUCACCUACAAAAUCACGUGGCACCCAAACACUCGUCCACCUCAAGUUCAAUCUCGCCGCCCGCGCACGCACAUGCGCAUCAUCGUCCGUCAGGUCCGAAUAAACGCUCGAUAGCGUCCUCUUCGGGUCUGGUAGCUAGUACCAAGAUCAAGGGGAUGAAGAGCCCUGAAAAGCGGGAGCGGGAAAGAGAUAGAAAGAGGGAGAGACAGGUCGGCCACAACCAGCAAGAUCUAGGUCUCGGUCGAGAUACGGUCCCAGUUGAUGAGCAUGUGGGUAGUAGAGCUGACAAGGUGGGAGGGAUGGAAGAAUGUGAUGGUUCAAGUGGGGUGGAGGCGAGUGUGAGGGAUCAGGCUGGCGGGUCGGGGUCGGGGUCGGGCUGGGAAAUAGGGAAAGAAGAUUAUCGAUCUGGGUGGAGCUCUUCUGUUGGGCAUGGGUGUCUACCGCCCACGCCCACUUCGGCUACCAAAUUCGGAUCGUCGGGAUCGACCGACCCCCAGCUCUUGCCGGAAACACCGACCCGAACGCCUCGUGGUCUGUCUCGCGACCCGGUUUCGAGUGCUAUUCUUCCUCAAACUCCUACAUCCCCGGUACGAGUGAUUACGGGUGCACCCUCGACCUCGCCGAGAUCGUUGGGAUACUCGUUCCCGACUUUCAAGUCGAGCCUCUCGCCGCCUAUCAUCCAAGAUCAGCAUACAGGUCGAGGUGAAGCAGGAGCUGAACAAGAACACGAAGGUCGAGCAAGCUUGUGGUUGAACAAGUCGGAAGGAGGAAAGAAGCGGGAUCAUCGGGAGGUCGAGCUGGGAUCUCGUGAAGGUUCGCCGGUUGGCGAUGUCGAGAACGAGCAGCCGCAAAGAGAUAGGGGCGAGCGAACAACAGCCUCGUGGCCGAAAGCGAAUGGAGUCGAUCAAGGCGCUUUACCUUCGACGAGUCGACCUCGUUCGGACCUCGGUCCUACGCUCGCUGAACACACGCCGCAUCAUGGAUUCCAGGGAUCAAAGUCCGAUUCCCACAUUCCGGCUCCACCGAAUGCCGCACCUGAACGUCCUAGGUCCAUCCCAUCUCAACCGCCAUCUGUUCCAGCGGUUCAGAUGCAAAAUCAUCCUCCACACCCUCGUCGGAUGUACGCCUACAACGCUACCUCGGCCGAAGAAGAAGCUCGGAGGGCCAUACUUGUCGACGCCUGUGAAGGGUUGAGCAGCCUUUGUAGUCAGUGGCACGGUAGCGAAUAUAACAAGCUCAAGUUUGGUGAAAAAGUAUUGUCCCUUGACGAUCGCCGCUCCGCAGCAUGUCCAAUCGAUCAUGAUGGCUCAGGCGAUGUACGAGAAAGAGAUCUAUGCUGCAGAAGACGCUUUUGGGAACGACAGUCUGGCUUCUUCGACUGGUAGCGAGUCUUCCUUUGCUACUUCUCGGACCAGUCAGAAAGAUGGUGCCACGACGGUCGAUGGGGACAGUAGGCUCUUCGAGACGGUCACCGAACCGGACGUACGCGCUAGUUCUGGAGGUCAAGGACAGGCUCUCGAGAAUGCGAUGGAGAAGGGUCUGCAGAGAUCGAUGGAUGGUAGCUGGGUCAAGGAUGUGGAUCCUUCGGUACCUAGCGAGGCGGAGUCUGCGCAA